UUCCUAUUGUCCAAGAUGGCGGCGUCGGUGCAGCUGCUGUGAUGCUGACAUGUUUUUAAACCACUUUAUCCUUUUACUUCCACAUUUAUGCACACAUUUCACAUUCGGACCGGUAGCUUUCCCUUCCCGGAGCUGUCGCCUGUUCCGUUAUUUUCGCUAACGCUCCUGGAAUUCGUUCUCCGGGCCGCAUUCCCGUUGCAAGGACCGAAAAGUUUGAGCUCCAUCCUCCAGUAAAAUGAAGAGGCAGGCCGCGAGAGAGCCCAGUCCGAGCAGGGCCCUCACCAAGCGGAUACGAGACAGGGAGAGAGAGGGGGCCCGGAGAGAGGAGCUGCCGCCGCCGCCGCUGGCUCUGCUGCUGGCGGAGAGCCGGGGAUACCACCGACGGAGCCGGAGCAGGGAGCGAGAGAAGCCGCGGCUGAGGGAGGAGCGGGCGGCCGCCCUGGAGCUGCACCACCGGCAUGAGCUCAGCCUGCUGGGCCGGCCCCCCCUCCGGAGCACCGCGGCGGAGCUGCCCACCGCCAGAGCCGGCACCCUGGAGUACAAAACCCUGCUGAUCAGUAACCUGGGCUCCCAGGUGUCCGACGAGGACGUGGAGGACGCGUUAUUCCACGAGUUCAAAAAGUUCGGGGACGUGAGUGUGAAGCUGUCGCACACGCCGGAGCUGGGCCGGAUAGCCUACGUCAAUUUCCGGCAUCCGGAGGACGCGAAGGAGGCCCGGCACGCCAAGUCCUCCAGGUUAGUGUUGGGGGACCGACAGUUAAAGAUUGAACCCAUGUACGUGAGGAGGCGGAGUGUGACGCCUCCAGAUGUGGGGGGGUAUCUGCCCCUGCACGCCCCCUACCCCUACAGGCAGAGGUCCCUGUCCCCCCCCCCUGGGCCGGGGGUCAGUAACAUCAGAGACCUGAGAGCCAGGCACUAUGCCCUGGAGACCCUGGGCCUGACCAGGGAGAGGGAGAGGCUGCUGGACUAUUAUGGGAUGCUGGAUGAGAGGGGCCGGCCUUACGGCUUCCCUCCCAUGCCGGUGGUGGAGGAUUUAAAACCUGAGGACGACCAGAGGGCCACCAGUAACCUGUUCAUCGGAAACUUGGACGGUAGUGUCACCGAAGCAGAACUACGCAGGGGCUUUGACAAAUACGGCAUCAUCGAAGACGUGGUGAUUAAACGCCCGGCCCGCGGACAGGGCGGAGCCUAUGCGUUUGUAAAGUUUCAGAACUUGGACAUGGCGCACAGGGCCAAAGUGGCCAUGCAGGGACGUCUGAUCGGGGGCAACCCCAUAAAGAUCGGCUACGGCAAAGCGAACCCCACAACCCGGCUCUGGGUGGGGGGUCUGGGGCCUGGAAACUCCCUGGCCGCCCUGGCUCGAGAGUUUGACCGUUUUGGAAGCAUUAGGAAUAUUGACUACGUUAAAGGGGACAGUUUUGCGUACAUUCAGUAUGAAAGCUUAGACGCCGCCCAGGCCGCCUGCACCCAGAUGAGGGGCUUCCCCUUAGGUGGUCCUGAGCGACGCCUCAGGGUGGACUUCGCUAAAGUGGAGGAGAGCCCGUCCCGUCCUUUUCCUCCUGGUUACCAGCCCCCCGUUCCCCUCCCCUCCCACUACGACGUCCUGGGUGAAGCGUACAGCCGCCACCGCAGCCUGGAACGGGAGAUGAGGGGGGCCAGGGACCGCUCCUCGCCGCCCUCCCACAACCCCCUGUCCCAGAGGGAGAGGGAGAGGGCCCUCCUGGAGAGGGACUUCCCCAGCAGCCCCACCCGCAGCCUGGACAGGAGGGUGGGAGCGGUGGAGGCGUUCGGGAGGCGAGGAGCCAGGAGCCGCAGCCGGAGCCGGGAACGCUGGCUGAAGGAGCGGGAGGAGAGGAGGAGCAGGAGGAGGAGCCGGAGCAGGAGUCUGUCUGCUGAUAGGCCGGCCGAGGACAGGGACAGAGAGCGGGACAAGGAGAGGGGGCGCUCAAGGGUUCGAGGGCAGGGGGGGGCGCUGUCUCCUGACGCCAGCCCCGACAGAGCGCGGGUCCGAGCCCCGGACUCCACCACGGAGCCCCGGGACCACUCCCCAGAUAGCGGCGGCGGCGGGCGUCACUCCGCCGCCGCUGAUGAAGACCCCCCCUCUGGGCGCCAUCACAGCAAACGGACGUCCAACGACCACCUGAACAACCAUCACCAUAGAAACAGCGAUGCCGUGAACGCCGCCUCUCCUGCCAUCCACACGGACACGCACAGCUCCUCCUCCUCUCCCAGCUCGCUGUCGGAGUUCGCCCAGGCCACGCUUUCCAAAAUGUGGCACGGCUUCUUCGCCCUGAAGAACAGCAGCUUCCCCACAGACCUGUUCCUGCUGGAGGGGGGGUCGGCCUUCUUCAACAGCGUGAUGAAGGACAGUCUGAAGCAGCAGAGCCAGAACCAGCCCAGCCAGCUGAAGAUCGCACAGAGGCUGCGCAUGGACCAGACCCGACUGGACGAGGUGUCCCGGCGGAUCAAACUGGGCCGACCCGACGGCUUCUCCAUCCUGUUGGCUCUGCAGGGGCCCGUGGACCGCCAGGCCCCCGCCCCGGAGCCCGGGCUGCAGGUGCGCCUGCUUCGCCACCUGGUCACCUACCUACGCAACAAGGAGGCGGCCGGCGUGGUGAGUCUGCCCGCUGCCAAAGAGGGGGGGCCGGGGGCCAUGCUGUACGCCUUCCCCCCCGGAGAGUUCUCCCAACAGUACCUGCAGGCGGCCAAAAGGACUGUGGGUAAUCUGGACGAGGAACACAUGGUGAUUGUGAUCGUCAGUGACACUAACUGAACACUGCGUGUACAGACGCUCAUAAAGGCAGAGGUUCUACAAACACUUCCAUGUUUUUAGACGAUGCAUUUGAACAUUUUACUCAGUAUUUUAUCAGUGAA
This is a messenger RNA of Sphaeramia orbicularis (orbiculate cardinalfish), 2874 nucleotides long. Its product is annotated as putative RNA-binding protein 15B. Gene Ontology annotation, molecular function: RNA binding. The record is from RefSeq and is a predicted model, not a curated record. Lineage: Eukaryota; Metazoa; Chordata; Actinopteri; Kurtiformes; Apogonidae. The transcript has a single exon. Bases 236 to 2773 code for a protein of 845 amino acids.